AUGGACUCGAGGAUUGCCAUGAGGCCGACCAGGCCGCAGACCGUCAAGGAGCUGGUGGCUCAGGCGGAGAACUUCAAGUUUAACACAAACAUUCCGGUUAAGCACUGGACACGUGCGGCUGAGACGCUGUACCAAGAGGCCUCGUUUGCAGUUUCGGAUGGCGAUUUUGGAAGAGCUUACAUGAUGCUGUAUCGACACUCCGUACUGGUCCUCAAGUACAUCCCGACACACCCACAGUUCAAAGACCCCGACAACAAAAAAGUGUACAAAGUGCUAUCGCGACGCAUACCGCGUGUCAUCCAAGACCUAGAACAGUUGAAGCCCGAGAUCGAGAAUGCCGUCAAAGAAUGGGAGCGAGUGGCGCUGUCGAAUGCCGAGCCCGAACCGUCGUCACGAUAUGAACAGUUUGCAGCGCGCGAUCCGAGUCUGACAGGCAAUGCCAAGAUCCUGGAUGCGUUUGACAAUCAGGACCUGGCUGUUGAUCUUGCGCAGAAGGAAUUGAUGAGGAGGGAUACUGCUAGGAGGGCUACGAGACAGGCGGGGAUUACGGAUGAGGAUAUCAUGUCGAGGAGAAGAGGGGGGAGGUGGGAUCAGUGGGACGGGGCGAGGGUUGGUGAUGAUGAGGAUUUGAGGCGGCAGAUGGAGGCGACGAGACAUGCUCUUGAUUCGGCACAGGAGAGACGGACUGACGAUGAUUACCGACCGACGUCGCAUACGUACAGUUAUCCAUCGAUCUCGAGGCCACGAGCCGUUGACUACGAGGACCAAACACCAAUACCUUCAAUACAGCCAAGCCGACCACCGAAAGAACCCGUCGCUCCUCCAAAAGAACCUCUACACACACCAUCAUUACAAAGUCUCCCACCAGCUCUUCCUCAAAAAGUUCCUCUACCAGGCUACGCACCUCUCAUCCCCUCACCGUCCCCCCAAACCUCCCGUCCCGAAGUCCCCCGCAAAGAAGCCCUCGACACGCCCCCAACACUCCCGAAAAAAGAACGUCUCACCUUUAAACCAGGCGCAUACCUCGAGAACGGAGAUCCAAUACGCUCGCUCUUCCUCCCAAAGAACCUUCGCCAGAAAUUCCUCGACAUCGCAGCGGACAACACCCGUCGUGGGCUCGAAAUGUGCGGCAUGCUGUGCGGAACACCGAUCAACAAUGCGCUGUUCGUGCGAUGUCUCUUGAUUCCCGAUCAGAAGUGCACGUCGGAUACGUGCGAGACGGAGAACGAGGAGGUCAUGUUUGAUUACUGCAUGAAGGAGGAUUUGUUGCUACUGGGGUGGAUUCACACGCAUCCGACACAGACGUGUUUUAUGAGCUCGAGGGAUCUGCACACGCAUGCUGGGUAUCAGGUUAUGAUGCCUGAGAGUGUUGCAAUCGUAUGCGCGCCGAAGUUUCAGCCAUCGUGA
Molecule: messenger RNA, 1407 nt
Organism: Fusarium musae
Lineage: Eukaryota; Fungi; Ascomycota; Sordariomycetes; Hypocreales; Nectriaceae
Exons: 2
Coding region: 1-1407 (468 amino acids)
Biological process (GO): protein K63-linked deubiquitination
Cellular component (GO): endosome; membrane
Molecular function (GO): metallopeptidase activity; protein binding; K63-linked deubiquitinase activity
Source: RefSeq, a predicted model, not a curated record